UUCCUCCUCGGAAAUCCCGCAUGCAUGGAUAAUCUACCCCCACGCACACACACACGCAAUUAGACGCAGUAGUAUUGAGGUAAUUGUUUCUCUUUGUUUCUAGAGAUUGUUAUGGAGAAUGUAACAGAAGUACUAAAACCCUACGAACUCCAUUACUCUGAUCUCAUCUCACUUUCAUCAUCAUCAUCAUCAUCAACAUCAUCAACAGAAAUCAGACGUCUGGAAUUAGUCACCAGAGCUUUAAUGGAAGCUUUGGGUCCCACUGGUCCAGGUCUUCUGACAAUCACAGGUGUACCUAAAGUGUCAGAACUCUGUAACUCCCUGCUUCCUCUCGCACGAGAUCUCUCUCUCCUCCAUCAUCAUCAUCGCAAACGCAUUCUCAAGGAUCAUGGCUUAGGGAGUGAUGUUCCGUUGAGGAAUUUGGAUAGACGUGUCUCAUCAUAUGCUAUGCAGUUGAAAUAUGAGCAUGAUUGGGAUCUUAGUAAGUUGAGCCAUGUGAAUUAUCAGGGUCUUGACAAACACUACAAUAGAGCUGAAGACAAUUUUAAUGCUGAUGAGUAUGAUCAUUCAAGGGAUGAUCUCUUCAAGGAUCUUGGUUGUAGCUUUAGGCAACUCGGGUUAUGUAUGAUGGACCUGGGACUUCGUGUAGCACGAAUUUGUGAUAGGGCCAUUGGUGGGAACGAAUUGGAGAACAGCUUGUUAGAGUCAGGGACAGCAAAAGGGCGUCUCAUACACUAUCAUUCUUCUCUUGAUACUCAAAUAAUUAAAGAAUCUUGCGGAAGAAAGGGGUCUAAGAAAGGACAAAAGAAAUCUGAACCAAAAAGCUGUCAAUUAAAGGAUGAAAAGAACUUCUGCAGGAGUGAGCAAAUGCAUAGAGAUGGCGAUGAUGGAAGGGAGUCUGAGAGAAAUUCUGAUCUUUGGCAACAGUGGCACUAUGAUUACGGUACUUUCACUGUUCUUACUAGUCCGAUGUUUAUCAGAUCAAAAAGUUGCCAGACUGAAAAAGUGGAAGAUAAAUGUGCAUUUAAUGAGUACGAAUGCUUGUCGUCCAGUGAGAAUACGUACUUGCAGAUUUUCCAUCCAACCAAAAAUAAUGUUUAUACUGUAAAGGCCCCUCCUGAGAGUUUCAUUCUUCAGGUGGGAGAGUCGGCUGAUGUACUGUCAAGACAGAAGCUCCGGGCAACUCUUCACUCAGUAUCACGGCCUGUAGAGCAAGGAAACUUAAGCAGGGAAAUCUUUGUUGUAUUUUUGCAUCCAGCGUGGCAUAAGGUUUUUGAUAUUUCGGAUUACCCUAUGGAGCAGUCAACAUUGAAUAAUGAAUUUGGGAAACAUGAGGAAGGACCUCAUGGUGAUGAAGAGCUUAAGGAACUAACGCGAGAGAUUCACAAGAUUAUUCCCCCACUUUCCACUCGGCUUAAGGAUGGAAUGACCUUUGCUGAUUUCUCUCGUGAAACGACUAAGCAAUACUAUGGCGGUAAUGGUCUGCAAUCAAACAGAUGAGAAUUGGGGAAAUAGCAAGUUCGCAUGUUCAUCCGCCAUAUGCUUUGUAUAUUCUCGCUGUGGUUGGUGUACUUGGCUCCGGUGUUGAGGAAGCAUCAGUAGAGGAACAUAGUGUCUCUUUUGUGGAUGCUGGGAUACUGCAAUUGACGUAACUCACUGAUGGAGAAUUUUGCAAUUAAUUCUCUGCAUCUGCUCUUGUCAAACAACCGAACACUCGCUAAAACUUUGAUUACAUAUGAAAGUUCUGGAAAGUUAAGUCAUUUCUCUUCUUAAGGAUGAGGACAGUUUGAUUCAGCUGUUGUAUAAAUUUGACCUGUGAAAGUGUUAUUCUGUGUGAAGCCACUUGCCCACUGGUCAGUCUUUGACAUUAUAUAUUUUCCUGUCCAAAAUUAUGAUUGUUCUUCAAUCUUUUGCAACCUAUCGAAUUCAUAACUUGUGAUAGUAAAGUGUUUAUGGAACAUGAUAUCUUAUAAUUAAUUGUGCAAUACGUGUUUGGAAGUUUUACAAUGGGUGAAAGUGAUUUCAGACUUAA
Molecule: messenger RNA, 2032 nt
Organism: Beta vulgaris subsp. vulgaris (sugar beet)
Lineage: Eukaryota; Viridiplantae; Streptophyta; Magnoliopsida; Caryophyllales; Amaranthaceae
Exons: 2
Coding region: 112-1500 (462 amino acids)
Source: RefSeq, a predicted model, not a curated record